UCAAACAAUUAUUCUGUACUAAACAUCGAUGAGCGAGUAAACGCCAUGAAUUCUAGCCUUGAAACCGAAAACAUGCCCGCAGAAAUGACACAGAACGGUGAAUCCCACCUGGAAACGGCGGCGGAAGUGGCGCACAAACCAACGGUUGAACUUGGUAGCGAAAAGGCGUCAAAAAUCACUGAAAAAAGUGCCAAGAACCCCGAUAUAAAGCCAGCAAAAAGUAACAAAAAGCUCAAGGAAGAAGAAAAAAAGCUUAAGUUAUUAUUCAAAUCAUUCGAAGAUUUGGAAAAUCCCGAAGCGAAAAUGGACGCCCUUGGCAGGAAACAUUUGCAAUUGAUAUCAGAAAAUAAAAUCACAGAAGUAAGGAAAGAUGAAUUAGAGAAGAGAUUGGAAAAGGUCUCACGAGAAAGAGAUCAGCUGCAGUCAGAGUUUAACAAAGCAAGUCUGGCCAAAAACAAAUUGGAAAGUCUCUGCCGAGAAUUACAACGUCACAGCAAACUUGUUAAGGAAGAGAGUCAGCUACGCUCCCAAGAGGAGGAAGCCAAACGAAAGGAACUUUCAGAAAAGUUUCAGACAACAAUCAAUGACAUCUCUGAACAAAUGCAAGAAAACUUCAAAGCAAACCAACAGCUGAAAACUGAAAACAAUGAACUUGCUACUCGACUGAAAGGCUUGGUUGAACAAUAUGAAGUCCGUGAAGAGCAUGUGGAAAAGGUAUUCAAACACAAGCAGCUUGAGCUGCAGUUAGCAGAAGCAAAAAUGGCCCAACAAAAUCUGAAGUUUAAUGAGGAUAAGGAGAAGACCUUGACAGAGAACCAGUUGUUGAAUAAGCAAGUGGUAGAGUAUAAGAAGCAGUGUGACAUCUUGACAAAACAGGAAGCAGAGAUGAAAUCACAGCUGGCAAUGUAUGCAGAGAGAUUUGAGGAAUUUCAGAAAACACUCAAUAAGAGCAAUGAAGUAUUUUCAACAUUCAAGAAAGAAAUGGAUAAGAUGACAAAGACGAUCAAAAAACUGGAAAAAGAAAAAGUAACGUGGAAAACGAAAUGCGAAAACAGCAACCGUUCAUUGGUGCAAAUGGUAGAUGAGCGUGAAAAACAGAAAAAAGAAAUGGCUGCUUUGCGAUUGAAAAACGACAAGCUUGAAAACCUUUGCCGUGCGCUGCAUAAGGGAGCCAAAGUCACAGCUGGCGACUUCAGCAAGGCCAAGGAAACCAGUUCCCCCAUUCCUCACCCAGAUGUCGAAAGUUCCGACGUUACAAGUACAAAACAGGAAAACUGCGAGGAAACAACUUCUGGAGAAGAGGUAAUAUCGAGUAAAGAAACGACUGAGGCACCUGAGGAGCAAGAAAUCGAGAAAAGAGACAACACAACUGAAGAACGAAACUCUGAUGAUUUUGUUCACAACACGAACAGUGACGACGAACCGGAUGCUGAAAGUACGAUUGAAUCCGACGAUUCUCCGAUUGCUUCCGAGACGACUACGGGCAUAUCCCCCGAAACAUCCAAUACUUUCGACGAAUUUCCGACUGAGUGCGAAAUUAAAACCGAUGACACAGAAGUAACUUUGGCUGCAAAUGAUGGUGAAACUGGAAUUCACGAUGGUUCGAACGGAUGAAUAUUUUUAAUUAUGUAGAGACAAUUGAUUAUAGGAAGCCCAAAGCUUACUGUUUGCCUCUGUAAAUUAAAACGAACUUAUCGCAAA
Messenger RNA from Pocillopora verrucosa, 1701 nucleotides. RefSeq names its product alpha-taxilin-like. Gene Ontology annotation, molecular function: syntaxin binding. NCBI's taxonomy places the organism in Eukaryota, Metazoa, Cnidaria, Anthozoa, Scleractinia, Pocilloporidae. The record is from RefSeq and is a predicted model, not a curated record.